AUGGAGGUGACGCAGGUGAAGUCCACCAGCAGCAACGGAAGCACCGACUUGGAGAGGAAGCUAGGCAGCCUUGAGUGGGAGCGCAAGAUGAGCAGCCUGGACAAGCAGGAGAGGGAGGUGCAUCAGAGCCAGUUGCGGCUCAUCCGAGAUCACACCCUGGCCUUCGUCCGGGACCUGGCCCACCUGAAGACGGAGGUGGCGAACCAGAAGCUUACGCUGCAGCAGCUUGAGGCGAACUCGAGCUCGGACAAGUCACGUUGGGAAGCAGCCCAGAAGAAGCACAUCCAGGUGGUUGAUCAGCAGAUGGGGGAGCUGGAGCAAAAGCAGCGGCUCAUGGCCACACAGGACAAGUUGUCUUCUGUGAAGGAUCAGCUGGAGCAAUCUUUCCAGGAGUCCCUGCAGAAGGUGCAGCAAAGCUUUGAGGAGAAGCUGCAGCGGAGGCUGGACAGCGUCCAAGCGCAGGUGCAGCGCUUCGAGCAGUCCAUGUCUGAGCUUCACGAGCCCUUGUCGGCACUGCGCCCGCUGCUGCAGCUGGAUCUGGAUCAGUCGCUGCAGAAGCACCGGGAGAGGCACUCAGAGCUGCAGGGCCAGUUGGAGACCAUGAAGCUGAGCCUUCAGGACCUCAGCGAUGGCCACGCGCAGCUCCGGGAGAGCCAUUCAGCACACAGCUCCUGUCUCACAGAGCUCCGCGACAAGCACCAGGAGGCUCAGCGCGGGCACCAGGAGCACCGUCAGGAUGCGGAGACGCGGUUCGCCCAGGUGGAUGCGGAGAUCCGCAGUGCUCACGAGGCAGGAGACGUCGAGUCCGGCAAGCCGUGCAACAAGGUCUGGGGUCCACUGCGCCUGUGGUGA
Molecule: messenger RNA, 852 nt
Organism: Effrenium voratum
Lineage: Eukaryota; Dinophyceae; Suessiales; Symbiodiniaceae
Source: the annotation of a GenBank genome assembly